CUGUGCACCCCGCCCCGCCCCGCCGUGUCACCGCCCCUGGCAGCAGCCUGCGCCGCGUGGGAGGCGUUGGCGGCGGGGAAGACCCGGCGCGAGCCAGGCCGAGAGCGCACAGCCCAAGCCCGGCCCCUGCGGGUCGCCCUCCGCCUGCGCCCGCCCUGCGCCAGCGCCACGCGUGCCCGGGCGGAGGAGACAUGAGCGCCCGGCCCGUCGCACCCCAGGCGCAGCGGCGCGGCCUCGCGGCCCCGUGAUGGUGAUGGGCUCCUGCGUGUCGCGAGAUCUGUUCACAAGUGCCCACAAGGACUGCCCCAUGCCCCGGGGCACAGCCCCCCUCACCGCAGACCUGCCUCCCGGCCACCCUCCUGCCACUGCGGCAGGCCAUGUCACUGGCAAGGACAAACAGCAGGAUUUCUGCUGGGAUCCUUGGCAGAGGUGCUUCCAGACCACGAACGGCUACCUGUGUGACUCCACAGCCCGCGCCAGCAGCUACAGUGUGGCAGCCCUCGCCACCUCGUCCCUCGUGGGCGUGGUGCAGAGCAUCAAGGACCACAUCACCAAGCCCACGGCCAUGGCACGUGGCCGCGUGGCACACCUCAUCGAGUGGAAGGGCUGGAGCGCCCCACGGGCGGGCUGGGCGCCGACCCCGGCGGAGGACGAACACUACUGCUGCCUCCCGGACGAGCUCCGAGAGGCACGCUUCGCCGCAGGGGUAGCUGAACAGUUUGCCAUCACAGAGGCCACACUGAGCGCCUGGUCCUCGCUGGACGAUGAGGAGCUGCGCCCUGAGGACAGCCCCGGGGACACUGUCCAGCUCCAUGACCUGGAGAGCAUCUAUCUUCAGGACAGCCUUCCGAGCAGCCCCGUGGGAGAUGACAGCCUCCUGGCUCUCUCGUCCCCAGGCCUCUCCCCUGAGGACUGGCCCUCACCCGAGGAGAUCCCCAUCACGGCUGCCAGCCCCCACCACCUCAGCCCUGAACAGCAGCAUCACAGGCAGCUGCCAGGGGGCCCAGGGCCCAGCGGUGGGGCCCCCCUGCAGGGCUCCCUGCCCUCGGUGGACAGUGGCUCCCUCUCUGAGGAGGACGAAGUGUUCUACAACUGAGCGGGCAGGGUGCAGCACCCCCACACCUCCUUGGGCCUGGUGGGCAGCGUCUGCAAACAAGGCCUGGAGCCUGGGCCUCUUGGGACUCCACGGGGCAGGUACCCCUCGUGGUGGACCAUUCUGUGCCUCCUGGACCUGCGCCCCGCGGUGGGAGCCAAACCCCCCUUCUCCUCUCAGCCCAGUGGGCCCCUUGCUCUCUGGAGAUCUCACUCUGUGAGCUCAAAGACUCCACAGACACCAGGGCAACCAUCCCGGCCCCAGGGAGCUUGCAGCCGUGUCCCCAGGCAGACAACAUCACAGACGGGACCAGGAGGCCCCUGUGGAGUAGGGCCUGGGGACCUGGCCUGCCUGCACCCGGCUCAGCCCGACUCCUGGGUGCCUGCUCCAUUGAAGGCAGGUAGCCUCUUCUGGAAGCUAAGCACCCUUGGGCACUUGGAGGGUCUGUCUGUCCCUCACCCUCUGGACCUGCUUCCGCAGUGCCCAGCUCCCUAACCCAGGGAAUCCCUUCCCUUCCUCGCACUGCCUAGCUCCCCCUGGUUCUCCGGAGACAUUAAAGUGGUGGCUAUGCCCUGA
Messenger RNA from Cavia porcellus (domestic guinea pig), 1669 nucleotides. It is a transcript of the gene Fam131c, whose product is annotated as family with sequence similarity 131 member C. NCBI's taxonomy places the organism in Eukaryota, Metazoa, Chordata, Mammalia, Rodentia, Caviidae. The transcript has 7 exons. The coding region runs from base 248 to 1096 and encodes 282 amino acids. The record is from RefSeq and is a predicted model, not a curated record.